This is a messenger RNA of Lotus japonicus, 1314 nucleotides long. RefSeq names its product isoflavone reductase. The coding region runs from base 169 to 1125 and encodes 318 amino acids. Gene Ontology annotation, molecular function: oxidoreductase activity. The record is from RefSeq and is a predicted model, not a curated record. The transcript is spliced from 5 exons. Lineage: Eukaryota; Viridiplantae; Streptophyta; Magnoliopsida; Fabales; Fabaceae.
ACUGUCUAGGAACCUUAUUAUAAAUACCAAGCAAAGUGUUAUUCUUUGCACCACAACCACAGCACUCUCACUACUUCUUUUGUUAAGUAGCAAAACACACUAGUGUUGUGCUUGUCUCUUGUGUUGUUAAUUUCACAACAAAUUAAGUUCUAAUUGUUCUGACUUCUGAUGGCACCACAAGACAGAAUCCUUGUGAUCGGACCCACAGGAGCAAUUGGAAGACAUGUAAUUUGGGCAAGUGUCAAAGCAGGAAACCCAACAUACGCUUUGGUGAGGAAGAACAGUGUCACUAUUGAGAAGCCAAAGCUCAUCACAGCUGCUAAUCCUGAAACCAAAGAAGAGCUCAUCGACAACUUCAAAAGUUUAGGAGUUAUUCUCCUAGAGGGUGACAUAAGUGAUCAUGAAAGUUUGGUUAAGGCAAUGAAGCAAGUUGAUAUUGUCAUCUGCACAACAGGUAGACUUCUAAUUCUAGAUCAGGUCAAGAUCAUUGCAGCAAUCAAAGAAGCUGGAAACAUCAAGAGGUUUUUCCCUUCUGAAUUUGGGUUAGAUGUGGACCGCCAUGAAGCAGUGGACCCAGUGAGGGAAGUUUUCGUCGAAAAAGCAGGAAUCAGAAGAGUAGUGGAAGCUGAAGGAAUUCCUUACACUUACCUCUGUUGCCAUGCCUUCACUGGUUACUUCUUGCGUAACUUGGCUCAACUUGAUGCCACUGUUCCUCCUCGUGACAAGGUCAUCAUUCUAGGAGAUGGAAAUGUCAAAGGAGCUUAUAUCACUGAGGCAGAUGUGGGGACUUUCACCGUCUUAGCCGCGAACGAUCCCAGAACAUUGAACAAGGCUGUCCACAUAAGACUCCCUGCUAAUUAUUUGACAGCAAAUGAGAUCAUGGCAUUGUGGGAGAAGAAGAUUGGGAAGACUUUGGAGAAAACCUAUGUUCCUGAGGAACAAGUUCUUAAGGACAUCAAGGAAUCUGGUUUCCCUCACAACUACCUAUUGGCUCUGUACCACUCACAGCAGUUAAAGGGAGAUGCAGUGUAUGAGAUUGACCCUGCCAAGGAUGCUGAGGCUCAUGAGCUUUACCCUGAUGUCAAAUUCACCACUGCAGAUGAAUAUUUGAACCAGUUUGUCUGAAUUAUGAGGAAUGCGUUUCUUUCACUCUGCAGAUUGCUCAAUAAAACCACUGUCCCCUUUUUUUGCCUUUUGAAAAAAUAGCUUAAAUUCUGAUGUACCUCUACUGUUGUAUUCUCUUCAAUAAUUCCUCCUCAUUGAUGUAAUCUUCUACCAAACAAAAUAAUAUUCUAUAUGUUCUCAAAUUUUUCA